Molecule: messenger RNA, 3158 nt
Organism: Poecilia latipinna (sailfin molly)
Lineage: Eukaryota; Metazoa; Chordata; Actinopteri; Cyprinodontiformes; Poeciliidae
Gene: trim36
Product: tripartite motif containing 36
Exons: 13
Coding region: 309-2540 (743 amino acids)
Biological process (GO): spindle organization; acrosome reaction
Cellular component (GO): acrosomal vesicle
Molecular function (GO): ubiquitin-protein transferase activity; protein binding; zinc ion binding
Source: RefSeq, a predicted model, not a curated record
ACCCCCCCUCCCUCCUGCCUCUCAUACCUUCCCCCCGGGCUGCACUCGCUGCUGCGGCGGAGUAGCUGCUGAUUCACCCCCGGACAACCGGCGUAGCGUGGCGUAGCGCACCGUCACUCUUUAUAUUCACGCUGCCCUGGCUACUUGGCAUUUUCCCCUGCUCCCCGUCAGGAAAGUUUGCUGCGGUUUGUUCUGGACUAAUUGAUCGAACGAAGCGUUUGUUUUUUUUUUAAGCCCACAGAAAGAGAAACACAGUAGAAAAGAAAAACAAAGUUUAUUUUAUUUAUUUAUUUAUUUUUUGCCUCAUCAUGACCGCGGAGAUGCGGCGAAGCAGCGGUGCAUUUUCGGUCCCGAUCAAGAACAUCGAGCGGGAGCUGAUCUGCCCCAUCUGCAAGGAGCUCUUCACCCACCCGCUCAUCCUGCCCUGCCAGCACAGCGUCUGCCACAAGUGCGUCAAAGAGCUGCUGAUGCUGAACUAUGAGGACUCGUUCGACGCUGGCUCUGAGAGCUCAGUGCCGGGCAGCCCGCGGUCCAGGGUGCCUUCCCCCUCCAUGGAGAGGCUGGACAGGCUUGUCAGAUCAGGUUCGAUCUCAUCCCCGGGCUGGCGCCGAGGGUCUGUGACUCCCCGGGUCACCGCCAUCCCGUGCCCCGGCUGCCAGCAUGACAUCGACCUGGGAGAGCGCGGCAUCAGCAUGUUGUUCCGUAACUUCACCCUGGAGAGCAUCGUCGAGCGUUACAGGCAGGCUGCUCGCGCGGCCGUUGCAAUCAUGUGUAACGUCUGUAAACCUCCAAACCAGCAGGAGGCAACCAAGAGCUGCAUGGACUGCAAAGCUAGCUACUGCAACGAGUGCUUCAAAUUACACCAUCCCUGGGGCACGCCCAAAGCCCAGCAUGAGUACGUUGGUCCCACCACGAAUUUUAGGCCAAAGGUGCUCAUGUGUCCAGAGCAUGAGAUGGAGAAGGUGAACAUGUACUGUGAAGUCUGCAGACGGCCGGUGUGUCAUUUGUGCAAACUGGGAGGGUCUCAUGCCAACCACAAAGUCACUUCGAUGAGCAGCGCUUACAAGAUCCUCAAGGAGAAACUAGCGAAGAGUAUCCAUUAUCUCAUCAGUAAAGAGGACCAGGUCAGGACUCAGAUUACUGAGCUUGACCGGCUCAUCAGUCAGACGGAGGAAAAUGGACAGCUUGCAGAGCGUGAAGCCAACGAACAUUUUGAACGUCUGUUUGAGACUCUUCAAGAAAGAAAAUCGGAGAUGCUGAGAUCCAUUGAACAGUCCCGUAACAGACGCAUAGACCAACUGAAAGGCCAGGUGGAGGAGUACCAGGGUAUGUUGGAGAACAGCGGCCUGGUUGGCUACGCCCAGGAGGUGCUGAAAGAGACCGAUCAGUCCUGCUUUGUCCAGACUGCAAAGCAGCUACAUGUCAGGAUUCAAAAAGCCACCGAGUCACUAAAGACCUUCCACCCUUCAGCUGACCCUUGCUUUGAUGAGUUUGUGCUGGACACGUCCAAAGAGGAAACUUUGCUGAAAGAGAUGUGCUUCGGUGGAGUCCCAGACCCCCCUCUGAUUGACUGGUCCCACAGCAGAGUUUACAACGAGGCCUCCAUCUGCUGGAGGCUCUCUGAGGACCAUCUACCAACAGAUCACCAUGUUCUAGAGUAUCGCAAACUUGGGGGACAAAGCCAGUCUCCAUCUCCUGGGAAUGGAGAGGACAAUGGCGUCUGGAGGGCUGCAGACAGGGUGUAUGGGUCCAGUGCUGUGGUGCACGACCUGGAACCUGACAGUCGGUACGCCUUUAGAGUUCGAAGCUGCAGGAACUCCAUGUUCAGCCCGUACAGCCCAGAGGUCUCCUUCCACACUCCACCUGCACCUGUUUUUAACUUCCUGUUCAGUGACAAGUGUGGAUUCAGUACCGAGCGCCUAAUUUUGAACAAUCGUCGGGAUGCUGUGGAGAGCGUGGCGGGAAUGGCUUUCCUCCUUUCAGCAGAACGUGUGCAAUCCGGCAGCUACAUCGGUCUGGACUACAUCAUUGGGGACACGGGCAUCUCCCAGGGGAGACACUACUGGGCCUUUAAGGUGGAGCCUUACUCCUACAUGAUUAAAGUUGGCGUGGCUUCUGAUACCAAGCUGGCUGAAUGGUUCCACAACCCAAGAGACACCAGCAGUCCAAGGUAUGACCACGACAGCGGACAUGACAGCGGCAGCGAGGAUGCAUGCUACGAGCUCUCCCAGCCCUUCACACUCAUCACCCUGGGCAUGGGUAAACUCUUUAUCCCCAAGGCCUCUUCUUCCUCCUCCGUUUCCAAUGCAAAUUUAUCAUCCGGCGACCCAGGCAACCGCGUGCUUCCCAUGCCCCAGCGCCUGGGCGUAUGCUUGGACUAUGACGCACAUCGGGUGUAUUUUUACGACGCCGACACCAUGAGGUGCCUUUUCGAGAGGCAGGUCGACUGUUCGGGAACGAUGUUUCCAGCCUUUGGUCUCAUGGGCAGUGGAAAGGUCCAGCUGGAGGAAUUCAUUACUGCUAAAAAACUGACCUUCUGAGAAAGAAUGGAGGGAAGAUGUUGAUGCAUUAAGACUUUAAUAAAUUACCUUUUUCUUGGGUAUUUUUCUGUGAAAACCUAGGGGGUACGUUGUCCUGUGAGGGUAAAAUUCAACCUUUUUUCUUAGCGAUGGGCCAGUUAUCAGCAGGGCUUCUCUCACCCCCCCCUCUCUGUGAAUGAGAUAACUGGUCCAAUGUGUCCACAUGCAGAGGUCUUCAAAGAUUGAUAUGAAAGGUCAUCUUUGCAAACCAAAGUCUCUGUAUCUGAAUUGUCAUUGACCUGCUUUUAUUUACCAGCUAAGAUCAGCCGUUACUGAACUGGCUACAGAAUAUGUAGACGCUUUAAAUAUUUUAACCUGAAACAACUUACACUGGGACACUGCUUUCUUAUUCUAGAUCAUUUCUUGUUUUUUUUAAAUGGUUGGUGGUUCUGUGUGAAGGUAGCAGCAAAGGUUUAGAUGUUAGAGGAUACGAGGGAAGGUUGCUGCUAGUUUUGAAGCUUGCCCCUUUGUGCCCCCCCCCCCCCCUUUUUUUUUUUUUAAAUAAAAAAUAAUCGCACAAUUACACAAUUGUUGUAUCUACCAGUUUACUCUAGUUUAUCACUGAAAACACUACUAGUU